This is a messenger RNA of Nelumbo nucifera (sacred lotus), 237 nucleotides long. Lineage: Eukaryota; Viridiplantae; Streptophyta; Magnoliopsida; Proteales; Nelumbonaceae. The record is from RefSeq and is a predicted model, not a curated record.
AUGGUGACCGAUCAACAAUACUUGUUUGAGAUGUUCAAGCAAAUGGUCGAAGAUGGCUUUGGUGUCGAUGUGAUUCUGUUGCUCAACGUCAGCAGUAAUAUCUUACCCAAGGUGAUUGAUUAUUGCAGGAAACACGUCGAUGUCGAUGAGCUUUACCGUCUUAUAAUAUCUGCCAACUACCUUCAUAUCAAAGGGUUGCUAGAUUUGACUUGCCAGAAGGCGACUCUGAUACCAUGA